AUGUUGUUGCAAUCACUAUUUGCAUGGGCGCUGGCUAUUGGGCCAUGCAUCGCCCAAAACAGUACAAAUAGCACAUGGCCAAUACACAACAAUGGUCUGACUACGCAAGUUGAGUGGGACCACUAUAGUCUGAUGGUCGACGGGCAACGUUUCUUUCUAUGGUCUGGGGAGUUUCAUUACUGGCGGAUCCCGGUACCUGAACUUUGGGUUGAUGUCCUUCAAAAAGUUAAGGCUGCUGGUUUUAACACGUUUGCCAUCUAUACGCAUUGGUACUUUCAUAAUCCAAACCCUAACACGCUGGACUUCGAAAAUGCGGCACACAAUUUCACCAAGAUUUUUGAUCUCGCCAAGGAAUUGGGAAUGUUCGUGGUGUUCCGUCCGGGGCCCUAUGUUAAUGCCGAGUCUAACGCCGGAGCGUUCCCGUUAUGGCUGACCACCGGAGCUUAUGGGGCUCUGAGAAAUAAUGAUGAAAGAUACACUGAAGCUUGGACACCUUUCUGGGAAAAGGUUGCCUCCAUUGUCGCACCGUAUCAAUUCACGAAUGGAGGCAAUGUUCUCACGUAUCAAAUUGAGAAUGAGCUGGGCUCACAAUGGCGUGGCACUCCAUCAAACAAAGUACCCAAUUUAUCUUCCGUUGAGUACAUGGAAGCAUUGGAAGCCUCAGCACGAGCACACGGUAUCACGAUACCAUUCCAGGCCAACGAUCCCAAUCUUAAUUCGGAUUCGUGGUCGAAAGACUUCUAUGAUGGUUAUGGAUCCGUGGACAUCUACGGCAUGGAUUCUUAUCCAGCGUGCUGGACCUGUAAUUUGACCGAAUGCGAUUCCACGAAUGGAGCAUACAAAGCCUUCAACGUCAUCGAUUACUAUGACCACUUCGAAGCAAUUUCACCAACCCAGCCGUCAUUUCUCCCGGAGUUUCAAGGCGGUAGUUUCAAUCCUUGGGGUGGUCCCGAAGGAGGAUGUCCAGAAAACUCCCCUGCCGACUUCGCGAAUCUUUUCUAUCGUAACAACGUUGGUCAGAGAGUGACAGCUAUGAGUCUCUACAUGAUUUACGGAGGAACGAAUUGGGGUUGGUUAGCUGCUCCUGUCGUGGCAACCAGUUACGAUUAUUCAAGUCCAAUAUCUGAAAACAGAAUGAUCAAUGACAAGUAUGCGGAGACCAAAUUAUUUGGCCACUUCCUUCGUGUGGCGAAAGAUUUGACAAAGACCGACCGAAUCGGAACCGGCAAAACUGCAUCGACCAAUCCAAAUGUUGUUUAUUCCGAAAUUCGCAACCCAGAUACUAAUGCUGCAUUCUACGUUACGAUCCACAAAGAAUCUACAGUUGGAACCAGAGAAGAAUUUUACAUCAACGCUAACACUUCCAAAGGCGCAUUCAAAAUUCCUCAGAAGGCUGCGUCAAUCGUUUUGAAUGGUUUCCAAUCUAAGAUUAUUGUCACUGAUUUCAAUUUCGGUUCCCACUCCCUUUUGUACUCCACAGCUGAAGUCCUAUCUCAUUCCAUCGUGGAUGAUCAAGAUAUUCUAGCUCUCUGGAUGCCAACUGGUGAAGCUGGUGAGUUUGUUGUCACUGGCGCGAAGUCCGGAAGCGUUUCUAGUUGCGGAGGCUGCUCCUCCGUCGGGUUUUAUCCACAGGGCGAUGACCUUCUCGUGACCAUUUCGCAAUCCAAAGGCAUCAGUGUUUUGACAUUCGAUGAUGGUCUUCGUGUUCUCGUUAUGGACAGGUCAUUCGCAUAUGAAUUUUGGGUUCCAGUUUUAACAGCUGAUCCAUUCAGUCCCGCGAAUGAGACCGUCUUCGUUCAAGGCCCAAGCCUAGUCAGAAGCGCUGCCUAUUCCUCAGAUGGUUCGACUUUAGAUCUCACCGGAGAUAACAAUGGAACUUCAACACAAAUUCAGGUCUUCCCACCGAAGUCUGUCAGCAAAGUCACUUGGAACGGCCAAGUCAUCACUACGGAGAAGACAGAUUACGAUAGCUUGAUCGGUAGCCUUACUGGCCCUGCCCUUGAUUCUUUGACUUUACCGACUAUCUCGGGCUGGAAAGCCAAUGACAGCUUACCGGAACGUUUACCAACUUAUGAUGAUAGCUGGUGGGUUGCUGCUGAUCACAUGAAUACUUCAAACCCAACCAAACCAGAAACGCUUCCUGUGCUCUACAUUGAUGACUACGGAUAUCAUGUUGGUAAUCAUCUCUGGCGCGGAAGAUUCGAGGGUUCAGCAAGCGGAGUAUAUCUCAGUGUCACUGGGGGUCGUGCCUUUGGAUACAGUGCAUGGUUGAAUGGCGAGUUCAUCGGCUCAUAUCUAGGAGCUGCUUACCCAGAUACUGGAAAAUUGACAUUAUCGUUCAGCAACGUAACUGUCAACUCAAACUCCACAAACAUCCUUCUUGUCCUUCAAGACAACUCUGGUCACGACGAAACAAGUGAAGCACUCAAUCCUCGCGGAAUCAACAACGCAACUCUAAUUAGUUCUUCUACCAAGAAUUUCACAUCCUGGAAAGUAACUGGUACAGCCGGUAAGCCAGAUACAGCAAUUGACCCUGUCCGCGGUAUUCUCUCAGAAGGUGGUCUCUACGCAGAACGUCUCGGAUGGCACCUGCCCGAUUUCGACGACAGUGAAUGGUCCUCCGCAUCCCCAAGCAACGUAUCCUCUUCAGCCGGCGUAACAUUCUACCGCACGACCGUUUCCCUAGCCAUUCCUACCGGCCUCGACGUGGCAAUCUCCUUUACUCUUAAGGCAUCUCCUUCCAACGCAGCUCUUCGCGUUCUCCUCUUCGUAAACGGAUACCAAUAUGGAAGAUUCAGUCCUUGGAUUGGAAAUCAAGUUGAAUUCCCAGUACCACCUGGAAUCUUGAAUUAUGAUGGGGAUAACGUUAUUGGAUUGAGUGUUUGGAGACAGGAAGAGGGGGACGAGAGUAUGGGUGUUAAUGUUGGGUGGAAGGUUACCGAGGCUUUUGCAAGUAGUUUUGAGCCGAUCUUCGAUGCGGCUUACUUGCAGCCUGGGUGGACCGACGAGAGAUUACAAUAUGCUUGA
Molecule: messenger RNA, 3027 nt
Organism: Sclerotinia sclerotiorum 1980 UF-70
Lineage: Eukaryota; Fungi; Ascomycota; Leotiomycetes; Helotiales; Sclerotiniaceae
Exons: 2
Coding region: 1-3027 (1008 amino acids)
Biological process (GO): carbohydrate metabolic process
Cellular component (GO): vacuole
Molecular function (GO): beta-galactosidase activity
Source: RefSeq, a predicted model, not a curated record